Panicum virgatum (switchgrass) is the source of this 868-nucleotide messenger RNA. Its product is annotated as selenoprotein H-like. The record is from RefSeq and is a predicted model, not a curated record. The transcript has 4 exons. Gene Ontology annotation, cellular component: Golgi apparatus. Bases 90 to 638 code for a protein of 182 amino acids. Lineage: Eukaryota; Viridiplantae; Streptophyta; Magnoliopsida; Poales; Poaceae.
CCCCUCCCACUACCGCAGCGCGAUUCCCCAGCGACAGCGAGUGCGAAUCCACGGGGAGUCGAGCCAGGGCCGACCCACCCACCCCAGCGAUGCCUCCCAAGCGCAAGUCCCCGGCGGUGGGUUCCCCGCGGAAGACGCGGAGCAUGGCGGCCGCAGGGAAGCGGGGCGCGGAGGCUGCUCCGGCGAAGGCGGUGCCGGCCAAGAAGAAGGAAGAGGAGGCGGCGGUUGCCGAGCAGAAGGGGAGGAAGAGGGCCAAGACGGACGAGGCGGUGACGGCGGCCGCCGAGCCGAAGGGGAGGAAGAGGGGCAAGAAGGUGGCAGAGGAGGCGGCGCCGGCGCCGGCGGAGGAGGAUGGAGGCGAUGCGGCGGCGGAAGGGAAGCGCGUCAUCGUCGAGGCCUGCACUCAAUGCAGACAGUUUAAGAUACGAGCUCAGAAGGUGAAGGAGGACCUGGAAAGUUCUGUUCCUGGGAUUUCUGUGAUAAUCAACCCUCAGAAGCCACGGCGCGGUUGCCUCGAGAUACGUGAAGAAGGAGGUGAAGUGUUCAUAUCACUUCGGAACAUGCCACGCCCCUUCACACCAAUGAAGAAACUCGAUAUGGAUGAGGUUAUCAAGGACAUUGCCAAGAAAAUCUCCUAAAUCAAGUUGGCUGUCCAUGGCUCGAUGGCACCAUUUUGUGCUCCAAAGCUUCAAGCUGAGCAAGUAAUCCUCCAAGUGUACGGUGUACCUUCAUGUAGAGUCACCAUUAAUCGCACUUCAUAGUGCAUUGUCCAUGCCACUUCCUGAAUUUGGAUCCAGUGGUCCGUUCUGUGUUGCAGCUAAGACAUGUUGAUUUAGUAGAUGUGGCAAUUGCUAGUGCUUCUACGCUA